AGGAGAUGGAGGGAGGGAGGGCGAGAGGCGGGCCAAGGGUUCUGGGAAAAGGCUGACAGCUCCGAGUCACCGCGGCGGCAAGUUAGAACAGACUCCGCCGAGCACCAAAAAGGAGGUGAGGACCAGGUGACUGAGGCGAAGCCAUGUGGCAGCUGCUGAUGCUGCUGGCCCUGUGGCUGGGCACAGUGGGCUUGGGCAGGGCCGAGCUCACAGCAGCCCAGCAGCAGGGCCUGCAGGUGGCCCUGGAGGACUUCCAUAAGCACCCGCGUGUGCAGUGGGCCUUCCAGAAGACCAGUGUGGACAUUGCCAUGGACAAGCCCUCCCCGGCAGGGACCUUUGUGAGGCUGGAAUUUACGCUCCAGCAGACAGGCUGCGUGAAGAAGGACUGGAAGAGAACUGAGUGCAAGGUCAAGCCCAAUGGGAGGAAGCGGAAAUGCCUGGCCUGCAUCAAGCUGAGCCCUGAGUUUAAGGUCCUGGAGCGGAUGGUCCACUGCCCCACAGAGAUGCAGUCUCGACAGAAUCCAGUCUUGUUUUCUGGACAGCUGUGGAAUGUAACAAGUGAGUCAGCACUCCCCAGUGCCCAGGGAAGAACAUCUGAUGAACCCCAAAUCAAUAAAAAUGUCCUCACAGCUGUGUUCUCUCCUCCUCUUGCUUUGUGCACUCUUCUCCCUUCCGCUGAGUGGUGGGGUGGUGAGUGAGAGAGGCAGGACACC
Molecule: messenger RNA, 713 nt
Organism: Pipistrellus kuhlii (Kuhl's pipistrelle)
Lineage: Eukaryota; Metazoa; Chordata; Mammalia; Chiroptera; Vespertilionidae
Gene: RARRES2
Product: retinoic acid receptor responder 2
Exons: 5
Coding region: 144-698 (184 amino acids)
Biological process (GO): regulation of lipid catabolic process; inflammatory response
Molecular function (GO): signaling receptor binding
Source: RefSeq, a predicted model, not a curated record